UGAUGUCUGAUCACUCAUCUUUGUGCUCUCAGCCUCACGCCCCAGCCCCAUCGAUCCGUCCAACCAUCGACCUCCCACGGCACUCGGCAUGCAUAUAGCAGCAACUACUCCGAGCACUGCAGUGAAGUGAGUAAGGUGCUGUACACAGAGAGAGAGAGAGAGAGACGAUGGAUCGGAGGAAGAUCAGGGUGCUCCUAGUGGAGGACCAGGAGAUCCACAGGGUUGUGGCGAGAGCGGUGCUGAGGGCGGCCGGUGUGGAGGCGGACGAGGCCAAGAACGGCGCCGAGGCGGUGCGGCGCGUGCGGGACGGCGGCGCGGGCGCGUAUGAUCUCAUCCUCACGGACAAGCAGAUGCCGGUCAUGGACGGCCACGAGGUAUAUAUAUACAUGCACCCCCGCUGCGCGCGUCAGCCCAGGCCGCCUGAUGAGUACGUGUGCGUGUGGCGCCGCCGAUCACGCGCGUGCAUGCAGGCGACGAGGCAGAUCCGGGCGAUGGGGGUGACCACGACCAUCGUCGCCGUGUCCAGCGACAGCCUCCCGUCGGAUGUCCAGGCCUUCAUCGCCGCCGGAGCCGACGACUUCACGCCCAAGCCGCUGACCAAGGAGAAGCUGGGCAACAUUCUCUCCAAGUUCGGGCUUGCGUAGCGGCCAUUAACAAGUGCAGUGCUUAGCUUGGCUCAGGAUGCGAACAUGCUUGAUUCCUGCAGAUGACGAGGCACUGGUUCCCGUAGAUGGAUUAGUGCUAUCAGUACUGUUUCCUCCUUGCUUCGCUCAUGUAAAUACAUAUGGAUCAGUUGCUUUUGGCGCAUAUUUAUGGACUAGUAAAUUGCCCGUGCGUUGCAACGGAGUCCAUGUUGUCGCUUUGCCUAUCUGCCAUGGUCACACUGUUUAUGUAUUCACGUUAAACGUGAUCAAUCCCAAAGCGAUGAGACUUAAUUGCACGCAGAAUAAAUCAUUAACUCCUUUUA
This is a messenger RNA of Hordeum vulgare subsp. vulgare (domesticated barley), 967 nucleotides long. RefSeq names its product two-component response regulator ORR41-like. Bases 168 to 644 code for a protein of 158 amino acids. The transcript has 3 exons. Gene Ontology annotation, biological process: phosphorelay signal transduction system. The record is from RefSeq and is a predicted model, not a curated record. NCBI's taxonomy places the organism in Eukaryota, Viridiplantae, Streptophyta, Magnoliopsida, Poales, Poaceae.